This is a messenger RNA of Penicillium vulpinum, 1416 nucleotides long. RefSeq lists its product as uncharacterized. Gene Ontology annotation, cellular component: plasma membrane. The transcript is spliced from 3 exons. The record is from RefSeq and is a predicted model, not a curated record. Bases 1 to 1416 code for a protein of 471 amino acids. Lineage: Eukaryota; Fungi; Ascomycota; Eurotiomycetes; Eurotiales; Aspergillaceae. Gene Ontology annotation, biological process: dipeptide transport; transmembrane transport; tripeptide transport. Gene Ontology annotation, molecular function: allantoate transmembrane transporter activity; dipeptide transmembrane transporter activity.
AUGUCUUCUGUUGAUCCCAAGAUGAAAUCAUGUUCUCCCGAGGACCCAAAACAGGACCCAAAACGGGAUACUUCUCUAGGGAGCAUCACCAAUAUCUCCCCUAAGGAGUCUCGCCGAUUCUUGGACAAACAGACAUUGAGUUAUGCCAGCUUACUGGGAAUGCUUGAAGACACACACCUAGAAGGCACGCAAUUCUCAUGGGUAGCCUCAGUGUUUUACUUUGGAUAUAUGUUCUGGUCGUACCCGACCAUGUACCUGUCAGUGCGUUUGCCGAUUGGAAAAUACCUAGGUACCACCGUACUUGUUUGGGCCGCUGUCCUUAUGUGCCAUGCAGCCUGCCACAACUUCGCAGGCCUAGUAAUUACCCGAUUCUUCCUUGGUGCCCUCGAGGCAUCCAUCGCCCCGGGAUUCUCCCUGAUCACUGGCAUGUGGUACACGCGACGCCAGCAGCCCCUCCGGUACGGGCUGUGGUUUACGGGUGGUUCGAUAGCUUCCUUAUUUGGAGGGUUGCUCUCCUAUGGCAUUGGACAUAUAAACAACAGCCUAGCCGCGUGGCAAUAUCUGUUCCUCAUCUUCGGCGCUGUCACUGCUCUAUGGGGGAUUGUCAUGCUUGUUUUUCUCCCAGACACACCAUCCAAAGCCUACUGGCUGACUCCCGAGGAGCAAUCGACCGCAAUCAAAAAUAUCAUGGCUGAUGGCCAGGCUGGCGUAAGGAGCUCCUUCAAGAUGUCGCAGGUAUUCGAAGCCCUACGGGACCCGGUAACCUGGUUCUUGAGCCUGUACACCUUCUGUGUGAACAUUGCAAAUGGAGGACUCACAGCUUUCGGGUCCCUUGUCGUGCAAGGAUUUGGAUACGAAGGUCUCCAAGCCCUCUUGAUCCAAAUGCCCACAGGUGGCGCCCAGUUAUGCUUCGUGAUCAUAAGUGCCGUGCUGUGCUCGUCAAUUCCCAACAUCCGCAUGCUGACUAUGAUGGCACUUACGCUUAUCAGUUUGCUGGGAAUGGUGCUCAUGUACGCUCUGGAGGAAAGCAACCAAGCUGGUCGUAUGGCAGGUUUUUGUCUGAGCUUGGCUUUCUCAGCCAACAUGCCGCUUGCCAUGUCGCUAAUCACCAGUAAUGUGCGUGGUCUCACCAAGCGGGCAGUGGUUAAUGCUAGUGUUUUGGUGAUGUAUUGCGUGGGAAAUAUCGUUGGUCCGCAGUUCUUCAGUGUAAUUGAGGCACCAAGGUAUAGGAAGGGUAUCACAGCUAGUCUAGUUGGGUUCGGCUUGGGAUUUUUCUGGCUGGUGUGUCUGCGACUAUAUUUACAGUGGCAGAAUAAGAAGCGAGCGAGUGAGGUGCCAUCUGAUGUACCACCGGAGGGGCUGCUUCUGGAAGAUCUGACUGAUUGGGAAACUCCUGGGUGUCGAUAUGUUCUAUAG